Molecule: messenger RNA, 1857 nt
Organism: Anguilla anguilla (European eel)
Lineage: Eukaryota; Metazoa; Chordata; Actinopteri; Anguilliformes; Anguillidae
Exons: 10
Coding region: 86-1780 (564 amino acids)
Source: RefSeq, a predicted model, not a curated record
UGGUGGCCUGUUCAGGAAUAAGUCAGUAGUGCUGAACUGUGAGAUAUCACAGGUGAUCGGCUCUGUGACCCUGGCCUGGCUCCGGAUGAAGGGGGGCAGGGGGGAGAUCAUAAAACAGGAGGUCCUGAGUGAGAGGCACCUGAAAAAGAUGCUCAGUCUCACCCUGCCCAUUCUGAGCAGAGACCAGCUGCACUGGGCCUGUGCGGUGUUCACAGAGAGCAUGCUCAGAGCACAGGUCCCCCUGCACCUCACACUGCCAAAACCCAUCACUGAACCUGAAGAGCCAAAGCCAGGAUGGAGCACUGAGACAGUGGUCAGGGUGGUGAUUGUAGUGCUGGCCACCCUGGGGAUGCUAAAGGUUCUUAUGUGGUACUGCAGGAGACGCCCAGCAAUGUUGGUGCAGUACAAAUACUUCCUUUCUGAGCAGAUACGGGGGGUUUCUCUACAAGCCCCUGCUGAGACCAACGGGACAGAAUUCAUCUGGGAGUGGACGUCACAUGAUGGAAGCUACACAAACACUCGGAUAAUAACUAUACAGUCCAAUGGAACAUAUUCAUGGAAUUUGAAGAAGGCGAACAUGUCUAUUUCAAAAGAAAGAACGUACAACAUUAUUCUCAAACCAGAGUUACAAAAUGCAGGAGUUUUUACUUUUAUUCAAACUAAACCAAAGAAAGUAGAAGUGGCCCAGUUUGAAGUGUUCGCUAUAAAAGUGGAACCGUUGAGCUGGUCCAGAGAAAAUGAAGGUUGUGAUGUGAUCAGGAGCUGUGAAGUAUCACGCCUUCCAGAUUCAGCUACACUGGACUGGGAAAGGGACAAAGAACCUACUGCUAACACAACGCUGUUCUACAACAACACUGCCCACAUCAUCAUCCACAGUGCUGACCAAUACAGUACACGUGGCACAGAGCACACUCUGUACAGAGGGAGUUUGAACAGCAGUGAGGUGAUGCUAAUCUGCCGUUCUCCAGCCUCAUACAGAACAGCAUAUUGGCAAUGGGAGCCAUCGUCUGGGACAAAUGCAAUCCGUGUGGCCUCAGCUGAUAAAUAUGAGAAUGCUUCGAUUUCCAUGGAGGUCGAUAAAGAGAGAUUCUCAUCUGAGGGCUUUGAUGGGUCUAAUUUUCCCCUGAGAAUCUCACCGGUGAAGUUUGGAGACAGUGGAAGGUACUUCUGUUACUCUGAACACUCCCUGAUGGCCACAGUAAUGCUGGUAACUGUUCAGGUCUCAGCAGUGCCCCCUGGUGGUCUGUCCAGGAAUCAGUCCGUCAUGCUGAACUGUGAGAUAUCACAGGUGAACAGCUCUGUGACCCUGGCCUGGCUCCGGAUGAAGGGGGGCAGGGGGGAGCUCGUAAAACAGGAGGUCCUGAGUGAGGGGCACCCGAAAAAGAUGCUCAAUCUCACCCUGCCCACUCUGAGCAGAGACCAGCUGCACUGGGCCUGUGCGGUGUUCACAGGGAGCAUGCUCAGAGCACAGGUCCCCCUCACACUGCCAAAGCCAGAUAAUGGAUGGAUGCUGGUGAUUGGUUUGGCCUGUACUGCUGCUGUGUGUGUUGGAGUGCUGUUGCUGUUAGGAGGUCUGUUGUUUCGGCGUCUAAAAACAGCAGCUGGUUCCUCCUCAUCACCAGCUGAAGGGAAAGGUGCAGCUGAUCCAGUCUACAGUAACAUCACAGAUCUGCAGCAGGGUCAAGUGGAUGGGAAUGGUGAUUCCAGUGCAGCUUCCACAGUCUACAGUAAUGUCGCAGCUACAGAAAGAUCAAGGAACAAGAAGAAAAUGAUAAAGUGAUCUAUGCAAGCGUCUGCAAAACGUAAUAUGGAUAACUAUUCAAUGAUUCUAAUGGAAAAAUGAAACAAAAUAAUCGA